Molecule: messenger RNA, 1553 nt
Organism: Danio aesculapii
Lineage: Eukaryota; Metazoa; Chordata; Actinopteri; Cypriniformes; Danionidae
Gene: ndufs2
Product: NADH:ubiquinone oxidoreductase core subunit S2
Exons: 14
Coding region: 32-1426 (464 amino acids)
Biological process (GO): mitochondrial electron transport, NADH to ubiquinone
Molecular function (GO): quinone binding; NADH dehydrogenase (ubiquinone) activity; NAD binding
Source: RefSeq, a predicted model, not a curated record
GCGCAGAAGCAGACCGCUGACAGAAGGGAAGAUGGCGGCGACAAUGUUGAGGUCGCUCUCCAGACUCGGACGUCCUUCAGUUUUAUUAAACAGUAAUGUCAGCUCUCCAGCCUGUGCUCUGAUUCAGACGAGGCAGAAGCAAUGGCAGCCAGAUGUGGAGUGGGUGGAGCAGUUCUCUGGUGUUGUGAUGUAUCCCUCUCCCUCCGUUGCCAAAUGGACACCUCCACCUUGGAAUGAUAAGGAUCCACCAGCACAAAAGGAUUUGUCCAACCUCACCAUUAACUUCGGGCCUCAGCACCCUGCAGCUCAUGGAGUGCUGCGCUUGGUGAUGGAGCUCAGCGGAGAGUCUGUAAAGAAAUGUGACCCUCACAUUGGCCUCCUGCACCGUGGCACGGAGAAACUGAUAGAGUACAAGACUUACUUACAGGCUCUUCCAUACUUCGACAGGCUCGACUAUGUGUCCAUGAUGUGUAAUGAGCAAGCAUAUUCUCUAGCCGUCGAAAAGCUUCUUAACAUUCAGGCUCCACCUCGUGCACAGUGGAUCAGAGUGCUGUAUGGAGAAAUGACCCGCAUCAUGAACCACAUCAUGGGCAUCACCACUCAUGCCCUUGACAUCGGAGCCAUGACCCCUUUCUUCUGGAUGUUUGAGGAGAGAGAAAAGUUGUUUGAGUUCUAUGAGCGUGUGUCUGGAGCCAGAAUGCAUGCUGCGUAUGUCAGACCCGGUGGAGUUCAUCAGGACAUGCCUCUUGGUCUCAUGGAUGACAUCUAUGAGUGGUGCAAGAAUUUCUCUAUUCGCGUGGAUGAAGUUGAAGAGAUGCUGACCAAUAAUCGUAUCUGGAAGAACAGAACUGUUGGUAUUGGUGUCAUUGGCGCUGAGGAGGCACUUAAUUAUGGCUUCAGUGGAGUGAUGCUCAGGGGAUCAGGUAUUAAAUGGGAUCUGAGGAAGACUCAACCAUAUGACAAAUACGACGAGGUGGACUUUGAUAUAGCCAUUGGAACAAAUGGUGACUGCUACGACAGGUAUCUGUGUCGAGUGGAGGAAAUGAGACAGUCUCUUCGGAUCAUGCAUCAGUGUCUCAACAAAAUGCCUGCUGGCGAGAUUAAGGUUGAUGACGCUAAAAUAGCCCCGCCAAAGAGAUCUGAGAUGAAGACAUCAAUGGAGUCUCUGAUCCAUCACUUCAAGCUGUACACUGAGGGCUAUCAGGUUCCUCCAGGAGCCACAUACACAGCUAUAGAGGCGCCCAAGGGGGAGUUUGGCGUGUAUCUGGUGUCUGACGGCUCCAGCAGGCCUUACCGCUGCAAGAUUAAAGCACCCGGCUUUGCUCACUUGGCUGGUUUAGACAGAAUGUCUCAAGGACACAUGCUUGCUGACGUGGUGGCGAUCAUCGGCACUCAGGACAUCGUGUUUGGUGAAGUGGACCGCUAAAGACGACAAUGGCUGAUCCUCCUUCUGUCUUUAAUCCAUUCUAGUGAUAUCACGACAGACCUUUCUCUUAUUUCUCUAUGUAAACACUUCUGAAACCUAAAUAAAUAUUUUAAAACUUGGAAAAAAA